This is a messenger RNA of Daldinia caldariorum, 2013 nucleotides long. RefSeq names its product diphthamide biosynthesis protein. The record is from RefSeq and is a predicted model, not a curated record. The transcript is spliced from 2 exons. Gene Ontology annotation, molecular function: 2-(3-amino-3-carboxypropyl)histidine synthase activity. Bases 176 to 1531 code for a protein of 451 amino acids. NCBI's taxonomy places the organism in Eukaryota, Fungi, Ascomycota, Sordariomycetes, Xylariales, Hypoxylaceae. Gene Ontology annotation, biological process: protein histidyl modification to diphthamide.
CUUUGACACAUCCGAAAUAUAUAUUCCUAAUCAACAAUAUUUUUAUUAGUGCUUUACUCUAUGGUUAAAGAUUUCACCGUAAAUUUGCGUACUUAUUUACAUCCUACAUCAACGAUGAAAACUUUUGACAUAAGGAAAUUCUAGUUUGUGAGGAAAAAAAAAAGAAAGAAAAAACAUGGAGGAAGAUCGGGCUCAGGCCGAUCUGGGCAUCGCCGCAGAUAUCGAGGAGGCCCAUGCGGCGCCGCCAUCACCACCGGCUCGGAAACAGCCGAAGAAGAGAUUUUUAGGGAAGAGAUAUGUAGGAAGAAAAGCCGCAGAAAGCAAUUCCAAAAAUGGAUCCGGAGAUCUGUCCAUUGAGGACAGCGGUGCUAUUCAAGUAUCUCAACCCAGGCGGGCGCCAAGAUUACUCAAUCAAGUGCCCCCCGAAAUUCUAAAUGACCCCGAACUCAAGGAGGCGAUGGCGCUGCUGCCGUCCAACUACUCGUUCGAGAUCCCCAAGACCAUCCACCGCAUCCGGUCCUCGGGGGCGAGGCGGGUGGCGCUGCAGAUGCCCGAGGGCCUGCUCCUGUUCGCCACCACCAUCUCGGACAUCCUGACGCAGUUCUGCCCCGGCGUCGAGACCCUGAUCAUGGGCGACGUGACGUACGGCGCGUGCUGCAUCGACGACUACACGGCGCGCGCCCUGGGCUGCGACCUCCUCGUGCACUACGCCCACAGCUGCCUGAUCCCCGUCGACGUCACCAAGAUCAAGGUGCUGUACGUCUUCGUCGACAUCAGCAUCGACGCCUCGCAUCUCCUCGCCACCCUGGAGCGCAACUUCGCCGCCCCCAAGACCCUCGCCGUCGUCGGCACCAUCCAGUUCAACGCCACCAUCCACGGCGUCAAGCCGGCCCUCGAGAAGGCCGGCUUCCGGGUCCUGGUCCCCCAGAUCGCGCCCCUGUCCAAGGGCGAGAUCCUCGGCUGCACGUCCCCGCGGCUGCCGGACUCGGACGACGUCGACCUCAUCUUGUACCUCGGCGACGGCCGCUUCCACCUCGAGAGCAUCAUGAUCCACAACCCGGCGAUCCCGGCGUACCGGUACGACCCGUACGCGCGGAAGCUGACGCGGGAGACGUACGGGCACGCGGAGAUGCAGGAGCUGCGGCGGGCGGCGAUCGCGGCGGCGAAGGGGGCCAGGAAGUGGGGCCUGAUCCUGGGGUCGCUGGGCCGCCAGGGGAACCCGCACACGAUGGGCCUGAUCGAGGCGAAGCUGGCGGCGAAGGGGGUCCCCCGCGUCCACCUGCUGCUGAGCGAGAUCUUCCCCGGCAAGCUCGCCAUGAUGGCCGACGUCGAGUGCUGGGUGCAGGUCGCGUGCCCGCGGCUCAGCAUCGACUGGGGGUACGCGUUCCCGCGUCCGCUGCUGACGCCGUACGAGGCGCUCGUCGCGCUGGACGAGAGGGAGGAUUGGAGCCGGAGCGGAGGCGUGUACCCGAUGGAUUACUACGCGAGGGAGGGGUUGGGGAGGACGAAGGGCGUGGAGGUGUCGAGCUGAUAGUUAGGUAGUUGCCUGUUCGCUACUCACUUUUCUUAGGAAGUAGGUAGAGGCAAUGCGACGAUCGAAGCUUGUCACGCACGACGCGGAGUCUUACAUACACGCGUAAAAUUGUCUGUCCCUGGUGGUAAAAUAGCGGCUUAAACGUGGGCAGCUGUGACAAAACCUGACUCAGGUAGGUAGGUACCAACUCACUCACCAUGGCAACCAACCGCCAGUCCCGCGUGUCCUGUCCUGCAGGUGGGUGUCCCGAGGCAAACAUACCUAGGUAGGUCGGUACCUUAUAUAUCGUGGUAGCAAGUCGUCUUUCCGGCCAAGGCACCUCGGCCGCUGGAUUGUCUAAGGCAGCUCUCUGGCUUAGCGGUCAACGCGCCCGGGUGGCUUGGUCAGAAAAAUCUUAACAAGUGUUCGGGUUUUCGUAGGUCUGGAUUCGACUCCCCUCUGGGACAUUCGAAUCCGGACCGAGCUUUUUGUAUUCAAAC